Micropterus salmoides (largemouth bass) is the source of this 531-nucleotide messenger RNA. RefSeq names its product E3 ubiquitin-protein ligase znrf1-like. The record is from RefSeq and is a predicted model, not a curated record. The transcript has 4 exons. The annotation marks the transcript as partial. NCBI's taxonomy places the organism in Eukaryota, Metazoa, Chordata, Actinopteri, Centrarchiformes, Centrarchidae.
GAUUCAAGUGUCCUGUCUGCUCUAAGUCUGUGGCGUCCAGUGAAAUGGAAGUCCACUUCAUCAUGUGUCUAAGCAAGCCUGCCUCUCUACAACGCACGUUCUGCCCUGUGUGUGUGUGUGUGUGUGUGUGCGCGCGCGCAUGUGCGCCUGCCACUUUAGAUGAUGUGUUGGCGAGGGAUGCCGGUGAGUGUGUGAUAUGUCUAGAGGAACUGCAGCAAGGGGACACCAUAGCCAGACUGCCGUGCCUCUGCAUCUACCACAAAAGCUGUAUAGACUCAUGGUUUGAGAUCAAUCGAUCCUGCCCCGAACACCCCUCUGACUGACUGACCACCAGGCCCACUAUGAAUACUCUUUCAAGGACAUCUCGUGGUCCUGCCAUGGAUAUCUGGACACAGACGCAACCAAAUCUGAUGAAACAAUCAAAGCGAUCAACACGUACUUAUUCUGACAGAUUCUAUCAUCCUAACCAAGAUAAUUAUUCCUCGUGAACUGAACCAAAAAAAAACGUGAAACCUUCGUACAUUAAAGGCC